Spodoptera litura is the source of this 1934-nucleotide messenger RNA. RefSeq names its product transmembrane protein 9B-like. NCBI's taxonomy places the organism in Eukaryota, Metazoa, Arthropoda, Insecta, Lepidoptera, Noctuidae. The record is from RefSeq and is a predicted model, not a curated record. Gene Ontology annotation, cellular component: lysosomal membrane.
AUACUAAGGUUCAUUUUACCACCAUAGGUCUGGAUCUUAUUUCAUUGCUAUAAUGGGAAAGGUCAGAAUAAUGUACGUAGAGAAAUUGUUAACAUUACCGUGUGGUGCAGAUUAAAAUAUAUUGGUUUCUACCACUGCUUUUCCCGCGGGUGUUGUAGGGGCCUAUAUUUAUCAAAGACUGGGCAGGCCGACAGUAGCCCUGUGAAACUGUGUAAACCUUAAAAUUGCGAUCUGAAAUCUAGGCAGGCGCGUCUAGGAAGGAAAUCAUGGUAAACCCUUCUUAUGUAGCAGUCUUAUAAUCCAGCCCUGGACCGUCCGGGCUCCGACCCAUCUCAAUAUUUAUAUUGAAAGCAAUUUGCAUUAUCUGUAAUGUAUCUUAUAAUCUAAUAUAUUUUGUUCCACUUUCUGAAACUAUCACAAGUACCUAUUUACUAUAAAUAAUAUUAAUAUAUACGCGAUACAAUACAAUUACAAUACAAUAAAAAUACCUCUUCAUUGUCAUCGAUGUGUGAAGGACCCAAUGUGGGUACCUACGGCCUAAUUUAGAACUCCUUAGGUACAUAUUCAAUAUUUAACACUGGCACAUUGAAAACACAACAAGUGAGUGUUCAUUAGAAAAAACAAAUAUAACAAGUACAUGAAACUGUCAGCAAAGACAGAAAUUGGCGCCAAAAUGCCAAUCAAAUCAAACCCCAACUUCAGAACGAGUCCACCCUUCGUUUAGGGAUCUGUGGCAAGGUCAAUAAACUUCUACAGAUUCAUGCAAAUUAUAUGCAGUUCGUUUUAUAAUUUACAUGUUACAAACAUGAGCUAUAGAUUUAAAUUGCAGAGAUGAAGAUUUUCAUUGGACGACUAUCCGUAGACACGCCCCGCAGUUGCAGUUAUAGUUUCCGGUGUUUCGUGAAGUCAAGAAUAAAAUAAUAACAAAAUGGAUUCCAAAAUAAUAAUCAUAUUGAUGUCAUUGGUGUUAGUAAAGGCACAAUUCUUUGAGGAUCGUCGUUGUCGGUGCGUGUGUCCAAGUCCUGCUGCAGUUCUUAACACCUCGACCACGCGGCAGAUCUAUACUGGGAACGUACCUCCUAACCUGUGCAACUGCGAGGACGUUGUGUUUCCUUUCAUUAGGGAAGAACUUGAAGGAAAACUGUAUAUGUUUUGCCCGAGGUGUGAGUGCGUGUACCAGACACGUAACACGAGUCUUAUAAUGGGUGUGGUGUCGAUGAUUAUCAUACUGGUGAUGGUAUUGAUACUGUAUACCAUUGCCAUAUGGUCGCUGAAAGCUGUUCUGAGGCGCAGAAACCGAACCGUUUCGCGAACACCUGAAUCGACAGAACAACCUGACACUACGGAACAGAGGACUGAAGAGGAACGAAUAUCAACUGAAGGGGGCCGUGGAAGUAGAGAUGUUUCAUUAUUGGGCGAGGAACCAAUUGCGAGGAAUCAAGUUGGUAGUCAAAGGAGACGCCGACGACAAAGGAUAAAACUUGUGAUUACCUUGCACAACCACGACUUGGCAAUCGCUUCUACACAACAAGGUGCGGACAAUAAUGAACUAAUAGACGAUAGAGAAUCAGACCAUGAUGAAAGCGACAACAUGCGACAACGUGCUGGGUGCAAUCGGAGUUAGAGCGAUUGUUUCAAAUUAGGAAGUUAUAAUCUCUAUCGCUAUAAUUAACAACUUUUGAUAUUUGUAAAGUCUAUACGUCAAGGUUUUAGGGUUGAACUUAAUCUAGUAGUAAAAGAAAAGCUUAAAUUUACAUCUACAAGCAGCAUGCAGUAGUAGGAGCUGAUUUGGAAUGCAGGUAAGUGUCACUUAUCUCAAUAGUACCUACAAUUAUUCACGAAGUUUUUUGUUGUUGCAAUGUCUCAUGAAAAUAAUAUACAGGUAUUCCAACGUUUGUAAGCACAUUACCAAUCACAACAUACAUAAAAUAUAA